AUGAAUUCAUCCUCAGAGAACAAAUCUUCUUCCGCUCCUUCUUCUUCAGGGUUGAAAUUAUUUGGUUUUCGUUUGAAGGCUAGCAACGAUGAUGAUGACAACAGCGUUAAGAAAGUACAGUGUCCAUUCUGCCAUCGCAAAUUUCAGAAUUUGCAAGCAAUGGGGGGUCACCAGAAUGCACAUAGAAGAGAAAGACAAAUGGCUAGGUUGGCACAAUUUGAGUAUAUGCGUGUACACCAAAGAAACCAAAUAUUCCAAGCGGUUACACCUCUUGUUGUUGCACAAGGAGCAUCACCAACCUCUGCUUUCGGUGGUGCAACUCGGUUCUGGACAGCCCCUGUGGCGGAGCCACCAGGUACGCGCCACCAUAACGUACAAGUAUCAGUAGUAGGGGUUGACGAUGAUAUCGAUCUAGAACUGAGACUAGCUAACUCUUCUAAGGAGUCUGGGAUUCGAUCCUUAGGGUUGACACUGAUGAGAUAUCCUGACAAUUAUAAUAAUGGUUUGAUGAUGGUCAUAUCUCCCAAGGUUGAUUCUCCUCCUAUAAGAGCCACACCAGUGUUCCUUGGCUUGGGUGUGAGGGCAAUACUUAACUGCUUCUUCCAUAGACAAGUGGUCCAAUCCCAGAACAUCACCUAUCAAUCACUUGAAGCUGUGGACCGCUCACUCAGAUAA
Molecule: messenger RNA, 675 nt
Organism: Sphenostylis stenocarpa
Lineage: Eukaryota; Viridiplantae; Streptophyta; Magnoliopsida; Fabales; Fabaceae
Source: the annotation of a GenBank genome assembly